CCAGGACUCAAACCCAGUCUAGAAGCCAUGCGCACCUUGUUCCCCUCGCCCUUCCCCUGUGUGACUGAGACAUUGUGGUUUAAUCUGGAUCGACCCUGUGUGGAGGAGACAGGGCUGCAGCAGCAGGAACAGCAGCAUCAGGCCUGGCACUGUGUUGACGAGGAAGAUGAAGAUGAGGAUGAAGAUGGUGAAGAGGACUCAGAGGUUGAUGGGGACGCGCAGGGCAUGGAUGAGACGAAUGUCUACAAUGAGUCACCCGAUGAUGGAGAGGUCAGUGAGGUGGACAUGGAAGGCAGCUCACAGGAUCAGGACCACUGGAUGAUCUAG
Molecule: messenger RNA, 327 nt
Organism: Globicephala melas (long-finned pilot whale)
Lineage: Eukaryota; Metazoa; Chordata; Mammalia; Artiodactyla; Delphinidae
Source: RefSeq, a predicted model, not a curated record